AUGGGCUGGAACCUCAAGUUGAAGAACAGCGACGACCGCCACGCCCUCGAGUCGACGACGCCGUCCACCACCAAGACGGUCUCCUGGCUUAAGGACCCGGGUCUCCGGCCGCUCAACUUCGGCCUCUUCUUCCUCCUCUUUGGCGACGUCGCCCACGGCUUCGACGGGUCUCUCAUCAACAACCUGCAGCAGAUCAACAAAUGGCAAGAAGACUUUGACCACCCGCGCAAGAGCCUCCUCGGCGCCCUCAGCGCGUCCUACUGGAUCGGCAACAUCCUCGGCGUCGUCCUCAUCCCCCUCGUCGCCGAUCGCCUCGGCCGCCGCAUCGCCAUCGCCGCCGGCUCCCUCCUCUGCAUCGGCGGCGCCGCCAUCUGCGCCGCCACCACCAGCAACGGCGCCUUCAUCGCCGGCCGCAUCCUCCUCGGCAUGGGCGGCGUCAUGUGCUCCUCCGUCUCGACCGUCCUCAUGACCGAGCUGGCCUAUCCCGCCCACCGCGCCACCGCCACCGCCCUCAGCAGCACCACCUACAGCGUCGGCGCCAUCCUCGCCGCCUGGGUCGCCUUCGGCAGCUUCCGCAUCGAAGAUUCAUGGGCUUGGAGAACGCCAACCUUGAUCCAGGCGUUUCCCUCGGCCAUGGUUCUGUGCGGACUUUUCUUUCUUCCAGAAUCACCCCGGUGGCUCUGCAGCAGGGGCAAGGAACAGACGGCGCUUGACAUCCUCGCAAAGUAUCACGGCGCCGGCAAUGUCGACGAUGCCGUUGUGCAGCACGAGUACGCCGAGAUCCGCGACACCAUCGAGGCCGAGAUCACGCAGAACAAGAACCCCUUCCACCUCAAGGCCCUGUUCGCGACCCCGGGCAACCGCUGGCGCUCCUUCAUCAUCAUCUGGUGCGGCAUUUGCAAGCAGUGGAGCGGCAAUGGCCUCGUCUCGUAUUAUCUCGGCUCCAUGCUCAAGAGCGCCGGCAUCACGAAGCAGAUUGAGACGACGCUCAUCACGGCCACGUCGCAGAUGUUCAGCUUCGCCUGCUCCUUCGCCUUCGCCUUCCUGCCGGCGCGCGUCGGCCGCCGUCCGCUGAUGCUGACGAGCAUGGCCGGCAUGUGGAUCGUCUUCGCCGUCAUCACCGCCACCUCGGGCGCCUACGUCGAGACGGGUAACCGUCAUGCCAGCUACACCACCGUCGCCUUCAUCUACCUCUACAGCGGCGUCCACAACCUAGGAUGGACGGGCGCCCAGAUGCUCUAUAUCGUCGAGAUCUUGCCCUACACCAUCCGCGCCAAGGGCAUGGCCAUGUUCUCCCUCGUCGCGGGCAUCUGCGGCGCCUUCAACACCUACGUCAACCCGCUGGGCAUCGCCGCCAUGUCGUGGAAAUUUUACUUCUUCUACGUCGGCUGGAUCAUUGUCCAGUUCGUCGUCGUCUACCUUGUCUUCCCGGAGACCAAGGGCCCGAGUCUCGAGCAGAUUGCCCUUUUGUUCGACGGCAAGGAUGCUCAGGUUGGCAGGGUCAACGCCGUCGCCGACGAGAUGCUCGACGAGAAGGAGGGCGGCGUUGCGGUAGAGACCAGGGAGAGGCAGUAG
This is a messenger RNA of Colletotrichum higginsianum IMI 349063, 1575 nucleotides long. Its product is annotated as Hexose transporter protein. Gene Ontology annotation, cellular component: membrane. The coding region runs from base 1 to 1575 and encodes 524 amino acids. Gene Ontology annotation, biological process: carbohydrate transport; transmembrane transport. NCBI's taxonomy places the organism in Eukaryota, Fungi, Ascomycota, Sordariomycetes, Glomerellales, Glomerellaceae. The transcript has 7 exons. Gene Ontology annotation, molecular function: carbohydrate:proton symporter activity. The record is from RefSeq and is a predicted model, not a curated record.